Drosophila navojoa is the source of this 636-nucleotide messenger RNA. Its product is annotated as cytochrome b5. Gene Ontology annotation, molecular function: heme binding. Lineage: Eukaryota; Metazoa; Arthropoda; Insecta; Diptera; Drosophilidae. The record is from RefSeq and is a predicted model, not a curated record. Gene Ontology annotation, cellular component: membrane; intracellular membrane-bounded organelle.
ACACAUACACACAUACCAGAAAAACCCAUUUGGCAAUUGGAGAGCGACAACGCUUUUUAUCUCCGGCGACAGAUAGCGAUUCCCAAAGAUGUCACAGAUCUAUCAGAAAUCGGAGGUCGCAGAACGCAACGGCAAGAACGGGCAGCCCGUGUGGAUCAUCUACAAAGGCAACGUCUACGAUGUGACAUCAUUUGUGGAGAGGCAUCCAGGCGGCGAUGAGCUCAUACUCGAGGUGGCGGGCAAGGAUGCAACGAAGGCGUUCAACAGUGCCGGACACUCCUCGGAUGCAGUGCAGCAGCUCAAAGAGUUCAAAAUCGGUGAAGUGGCCAUCGAUGCACAGCCCAAGCCGCAAUCGGGACAAAAAUCAGCCGGACUCCAACAGCAGCAGCCGCUGCCGGAGCCAAAGCCGGCGGAAAAGUCCUCGAAUAGUUUCCUCUGCUGCUGCUAGGUUUCAGAGCUUCACAGCUGCCAUUAGGUAUUCGUUUUUGUUUUAAUUGUUAACAUAGUUCAGGUCGUUUUAGUGUAUUAUUACUGUAGAUAACUAGAGCUCAACCAGUCAUUAACUAAUAUAAGAUCAACUCUCUACUUUGCGUAGCGCAAAUGUAAAUAAACUUUCCAUUAAGGUUGCCUUUUCUA